Molecule: messenger RNA, 976 nt
Organism: Bicyclus anynana (squinting bush brown)
Lineage: Eukaryota; Metazoa; Arthropoda; Insecta; Lepidoptera; Nymphalidae
Product: allergen Tha p 1-like
Exons: 3
Coding region: 485-976 (163 amino acids)
Source: RefSeq, a predicted model, not a curated record
ACACUAAAACCCCAUAAGCGGAAGAGUGUUUUUUUUACUUAUUUGUUCUAUACUAAUUUUCGCGAUGGAGCAGCUACAGAUCUAGACGUUUGUUAGUAAAUAAUGUCAGAACGGCAUAAUUGAUAUUAUUUUAAAGGCAUAUUAAGGAUAUCGAUAUCGUGCUAACUGUGUCAUCUUCAUACAGUUUCCCGAAUGCAACUGAACUGCAGACUAGUGUUGGAAAAAUAUCGAUAAGGUUUUAUAUCCAAUAAAUAAACAAUAUGAGCGCAAAAAUUCUCCACACCUUUUUGUUUGGUAACGUCUCUAAUGAAACUUUUUUGUUUGAAGGUUAAGAGAAUCAGCUUAAUGUUUAAAUUGGAUGUUUUAUGAUGGACUCAUUUAAUUUAUUUCAGUCUAUCACAAAUAAUAGAUCAAAGCACACAUAAAAUUCGCGAAUCUUUUUAAUUUUUUAAAAUUUUAAAAGCGGCAUUCAAAUUAAAUUGAAAUGAGAUUUUUAUUAUUGUUUAUAGUUUUCGUAAUUGCCGACGAAGUUUAUUAUGAUAACCGGUAUAAUUAUUUCGAUAUUGAUCAUUUUGUGCACAAUACGCGUCUUUUGAGAAAAUAUAUAGAUUGUUUUUUGAGCAAGGGACCUUGUACUCCUAUUGGAAAAGCAUUUAAGGCACACGUAUUGAGAAUGGCACCCACAUUAUCGACCACUCAAAAGAUUGGAGUAGCCUUGGCGCUUUUUGUGGUGCUACCUCCAAAAAAAAGGAAAAGGAGAUACUGGGUGAAGAAAUGGCUACAGAAAAGAAUAAUAAUACCUGAAGUAAUCCGGACGGCGUGCGUCAAAUGCUCUCCUUCACAAAAACGUUUGGCGCGCAGAACGUUCGAGGCUUUUAGAAAACACGUACCAGAUGGCUACGCUGAACUCCGACAGAGAUUGGACCCACAAAAUAAGUAUUAUGCAAGAUUUGAACUUGCUGUGUCAAGAGCUUGA